AUUCAGACAACCCAGGUCCUGACUACCCAGCUCGAUGCUACAAACGUGCACUGUACAAUGGCGCAGCGGGCAUUGGCUCAAUCUCGACUGGAGUUGGAGAAUGUGAAGAAGAAAAAGCAGCCAAAGAAAUCUGUCAAGUUGCGGGCCCGUUUUGUGACACACCCGGAGCUUGAGGAGGACUUCAACAAGGCAGAGGAAGUGCGGUGUGAAAAAGACAAGGCUGACGCAGAGAAACAGGCUAGGAAGAAGUCGGAAGAUGAAGUGCGUCAUGCCCAGAUUGAAAAUGAUAUCAAGUCGAAGACGUUCGAUGCACUCUCAACACUCCGGUGCAAGGAUGAUUUUAUCACACUUGCUGGCGCUCUCAAGAUUUCGAGAGAUGGGACGGUCGAGGAACUCAGGGCUAGAAUCAAAGAGUUUCUCGCAGACACUGCAAAUCGGCACUUAGCUGACAAUCCACGUUUUUCUGUGCUCUUCCAGAUGGGAAAA
Molecule: messenger RNA, 486 nt
Organism: Suillus bovinus
Lineage: Eukaryota; Fungi; Basidiomycota; Agaricomycetes; Boletales; Suillaceae
Exons: 1
Source: RefSeq, a predicted model, not a curated record